AUACAAUCGCACAUUAACAUUCACAAUGGCACCUAGUAGAAGAAAAUCAAAGGCCAAACGUGAUGUUGCCAAAUCUGGCAGCGACUCAACUUCAUCCACGCGAUCUCAUUCGCGUUCAGACAGCAUCUCUUCGCGAGGCAGGGAUGAAACUGUCGUUGAUGAAUCUAUUACUGACUUAAAUGUAGAAUCUGAUACAUAUUUUGAUUCUGAUGAGGAUGAAGGUCAGGUGAAUCGCAUUGGAAGGGUUCCUCUUGAGUGGUACGAGAGGGAGGAACACAUAGGCUACACGAUUGAUGGUGAAAAGCUGAUUAAGGAGUUGGAUUCUACUGAAUUAGGGAAACUUAUUUUUAAAUCGGAGAAUCCUGAUGCUUGGCGGACGAUUGUCGAUGUUCGAAACAACCGUACGGUUAGGCUGAGUGACGACGACUUGAAAUUAAUUAGUCGUAUUCGUAAGGGCAUGUACCCACAGGAAAAUUAUGACCAGGAAGAUUUGUAUGUCGAGUUUGAUAAUGAGGAUGCUAUCCACCCGGUUGCUUAUGUGCCCCGUCCAAAGGCCAAUUUCAUGCCAUCUAAGUUUGAGGCUGCUAAAAUUAGGCGUCUGGUUAAACUGAUUAAAUCUGGCAAAUUGGUUGUUAAAGACGAACCUGACGAAUUACCUGAAGAGCCUCCGGAAGACAUUUGGGGAGACUGCAUUUAUCAAUAUGAUCCCAAGACUGCUAGGCGUGGAAGACAUGAGGAAAUCACAGCUCCUAAAGCUCCAUUGCCAACUCAUAGUGAAUCUUACAAUCCUCCUGAGGAGUAUUUGUUUGAUGAUAAGGAGAAAGAGGAGUGGUUAGAAACGGAUCCUGAAGAACGCAAGAUUGAUUAUCUUCCACAGCAGCAUGAGUGUUUGCGACGGGUUGGUUCAUAUCAGAAUUUGAUAUUGGAGCGUUUCCGUCGUUGUUUACAGUUAUAUCUAUGUCCACGUGCUGUGAAGCUGAAGAUGAAUGUGGAUCCGGAGAGUCUUUAUCCUAAAUUGCCUGACAUUGACAGCUUAAGGCCAUUCCCUACGCGCCUUUCAGUGGAAUAUCGCGUGAAGGGGGUUAGAAAGCUAUCUGUGGAUAGCACAGGGCAUUGGAUAGUGUUGGCAUCUGAGUCGUCAUUAUCUCUUUGCAAUUUACUCGAUGGGCGCGUAUUCGAUUCCAUUGAGGGUAUGAAUAGCAUAUUUGAUAUAUGUUGGCACCCUCAUUUACCAAUUCUUAUAGUUUCUCAUGGCAAUACGUUAUCUUUCAUUGCUGUAGAGUUACCUAAUAUGCGUUCAUCCCUGGAUGUGCGUGGUACAAAGAGGACAGGAUCUUCGGAGGAAGGGAAGACUGCGUAUGAAAAAGCUUUGUCGUUGGUCCAAUCGGAGACAGAUACUGGCGCAUGGCGUUCCGCUAAGUUUGGGCGUCAUCAAGGUCUUUCGGUUGAUCAUGUUGAUGAGCUGCGGCAUCUAUCUGUGCACCAACAUGGUAAUUACGUCGUUGGGGUAUCGCCAUUAUGUCAUGAUUCGGUCAACCAAUGUGUGAUAUAUUGUUUAACUAAGCGAAACUUUGUACGUGUGGGCACUAAAAUGGCGAACAAUUCUAUACGAUUAGCAAUGUUCCAUCCUUUGGAGCCUAAGUUAAUUUUGUGUCUUAGGCGUGGUGUUCGUUUUUACAACUUGAAGGUGUCUAAUGAGAAGUUAGAAAACGAGGGUGAGAAGCUCAGUGGCGUUGAUUUCCCAGUUUCCAUGCAUGUUGACAGCCGUGCGCAGCUUAUGGCAGUUGCUGAUGAGAAGGGGACGGUAUCUCUUUUUGAUUUAAAUGUUGGUUCAUUUCCGUACAAGAAGUUCCAGUUCCAAGAAGGGCGGAUUGUUCACGUAGAAUUCCACAGGUCGUUACCUCUUUUAAUGAUUGCAUCUGCCAAUGGGGUUAUCCAUCUGAUUCAUGUUAAGGUGCCUACGGAUCUUUCUCAAGAGCCGGUUAUUGUUCCACUAAGGGACUUGAGGAUGUCUGGUGUUACUCAUGCUCAUUGGCAUAAGAAAGAACCAUGGAUCUACACUUCUGGUUUAGAUUGUGGUUAUAUGUGGGCGUAAUUGUAACAUGGAAGCCCUUUUGAGUUAUUCUGUCUAAUGUUCUGGGUAACAUCUGGGAGUCUUUACCGAGAUCUUUUUCGUUUGAUUCAGUUUUAGGCACUUUUUUUUGGUAUUCUGGGCUACAAAUUAUACAUCUACAGGUUUAAUGUUAUCUUAGGGAGCU
Messenger RNA from Babesia bovis T2Bo, 2258 nucleotides. Its product is annotated as BOP1NT (NUC169) domain family protein. Gene Ontology annotation, cellular component: PeBoW complex; preribosome, large subunit precursor. The record is from RefSeq and is a predicted model, not a curated record. Lineage: Eukaryota; Apicomplexa; Aconoidasida; Piroplasmida; Babesiidae. The coding region runs from base 26 to 2095 and encodes 689 amino acids. The transcript has 6 exons. Gene Ontology annotation, molecular function: protein binding; ribonucleoprotein complex binding. Gene Ontology annotation, biological process: ribosome biogenesis; maturation of LSU-rRNA from tricistronic rRNA transcript (SSU-rRNA, 5.8S rRNA, LSU-rRNA).